AUGGAUGCUCCUGCACUACAUCUCAGAAAAGUACUGGAGAUUCUACAGAAAGAACAACUUUAUGGAAAGAUGUCUAAAUGUGCUUUUGGACAGGAUAAGGUGGAAUACUUGGGACAUAUUAUUUCAGGUGAAGGGGUUUCUACUGACCAUGCUAAAAUUGAAGCAAUGGUAAAUUGGCCUGUACCUAGAUCUGUGAAGGCCUUAAGGGGAUUCCUUGGGCUGACUGGCUACUAUAGGAGAUUUGUUAAAUCUUAUGGAAUUAUUAGCAAACCAUUAACUAAUCUGCUUAAGAAGAAUGCCUUUCAGUGGAAUGAAGAAGCUGAAUCAGCUUUCAGCAAUUAA
Molecule: messenger RNA, 342 nt
Organism: Nicotiana attenuata
Lineage: Eukaryota; Viridiplantae; Streptophyta; Magnoliopsida; Solanales; Solanaceae
Exons: 1
Coding region: 1-342 (113 amino acids)
Source: RefSeq, a predicted model, not a curated record